AUGGCAGAUCAAGAGUCGGAUAAGAACAUCGAGAUAUGGAAAAUCAAAAAGUUAAUCAAAGCACUGGAGUCUGCAAGGGGAAAUGGUACUAGUAUGAUAUCCCUUAUAAUGCCUCCUCGUGAUCAGAUAUCUCGUGUUACUAAGAUGUUGGGAGAUGAGUAUGGAACAGCUUCGAACAUCAAAAGUAGGGUCAAUCGUCAAUCGGUUUUGGCAGCCAUCACGUCAGCUCAACAAAGGCUGAAACUUUACAACAAGGUGCCACCCAAUGGUCUAGUUCUAUACACUGGGACUGUUGUCACAGAUGACGGAAAGGAAAAGAAGGUGACCAUCGAUUUUGAGCCAUUCAAACCCAUCAAUGCAUCUUUGUACCUUUGUGACAACAAGUUUCAUACAGAAGCUCUGAAUGAACUCUUGGAGUCCGAUGACAAAUUUGGUUUCAUAGUCAUGGAUGGAAAUGGUACUUUGUUCGGAACAUUGAGUGGAAACACGCGAGAGAUCUUGCAUAAAUUUACUGUUGACUUGCCCAAGAAGCAUGGAAGAGGUGGGCAGUCAGCUCUUCGUUUUGCUCGUCUACGGAUGGAGAAACGGCAUAACUAUGUCCGGAAGACUGCUGAGCUUGCCACUCAGUUCUUCAUCAAUCCUGCCACCAGUCAGCCCAAUGUUUCUGGGCUGGUACUGGCUGGUUCAGCAGAUUUCAAGACGGAGCUUAGUCAAUCUGAUAUGUUUGACCAGCGCUUGCAGGCCAAGAUAUUGAAUGUUGUGGAUGUUUCCUAUGGUGGUGAGAAUGGAUUCAACCAGGCUAUUGAGCUGUCAGCAGAGAUCCUAUCAAACGUGAAGUUCAUACAAGAAAAGAAACUGAUCGGGAAAUAUUUCGAGGAAAUCAGUCAAGACACUGGAAAGUAUGUGUUUGGGGUUGAUGACACGUUAAAGGCUUUGGAAAUGGGUGCGGUGGAGACGCUCAUUGUGUGGGAAAAUUUGGAUAUCAAUCGAUAUGUGCUGAAAAACGGUGUUAACGGGGAAAUUGUGAUAAAGCACUUGAACAAGGAGCAGGAGGGUGAUCAGAGUAACUUCAAGGACCCUUCUACCUCGGCCGAGCUUGAGGUUCAGGAGAAGAUCCCGUUGCUGGAGUGGUUUGCUAAUGAUUACAAGAAGUUUGGUUGCACAUUGGAAUUCGUGACGAACAAAUCUCAAGAGGGGUCUCAAUUUUGUAGAGGGUUUGGUGGGAUCGGAGGUAUUCUUCGUUAUCAACUGGACAUGAGAACUUUUGAUGAGGUAUCUGAUGAUGGAGAAGUUUAUGACGAUUCUGAUUAA
Messenger RNA from Linum tenue, 1311 nucleotides. Lineage: Eukaryota; Viridiplantae; Streptophyta; Magnoliopsida; Malpighiales; Linaceae. The record is from the annotation of a GenBank genome assembly.